Messenger RNA from Vespa mandarinia (Asian giant hornet), 3937 nucleotides. RefSeq lists its product as uncharacterized. The record is from RefSeq and is a predicted model, not a curated record. Gene Ontology annotation, molecular function: protein binding; tumor necrosis factor receptor activity. Gene Ontology annotation, biological process: inflammatory response. NCBI's taxonomy places the organism in Eukaryota, Metazoa, Arthropoda, Insecta, Hymenoptera, Vespidae.
GAUGUUAAUUCGAAGCGUACCAAAGUUGAGGAAGCAACGGACCGACUUUUUUCGGAACAACAUGGAAAUUUGUCCCCUAGGCGUCUUUCCCCGAAUUCCAUCGUUUUGAAUUAGAUCGACUUUCGGUCCGAAGAAUCGAGCUGUUCUCGAGACUCGUGUUAGAGAUCGCCUAUUAGAACAAAGAUAUGGAUGUGCAAUUUCUUUUUAUUUCUUUUUACGUGUUAUCCAAAAGGAGAUCCGUUCUUAGGAGAGACCAUUUAAAAACAAUACCGUCCCAAACAGAAAACGGGAAAUAUAGGGAAUUUAUAGCGGGCAAACGUCGAUCGCAAUUAAAUUACCGUUUUACUUACGAGGAGACGAACUCCGCCUAUGCAAGUUGCAACGUAGAAGUUGAGAGAUAGAAAAAAAAAAUAAGAAAGAGAACAAGAGGGAUACAUGGGGCUAGAGAGGUAUGACACGUGACCGAACGCGUGUUACAGCUGCACGUUUGUGUAGUAGCGGUUUCGCCGUAACAGCCGUGGCCGCACCGGAGCGCAGCUUCAGUCCACGUUGAACCGUCGUUGGCGUACGUUGGCCACGCCUGAUCGUAUAUCCCACUCUCGGAGUCCUCCCGUCCGAUACCGAUAACAAUUAUCCGGUGCAUUCGUAAAACGAAGAAGGACAUAUAUCGAUCGUCUUAUCGAUCGUCUCUUUUCAACGCUCUUGCGAUGAUCUUUUGAGAUCCACGAAAAUAAGGGCGAUAUCUAACGAAGAAAUUAGCGGGAUGAUGUUCCCAACGAGGAUAUCGAUGAUCGCCUUGCUUGCUCUCUUCGCAUUGAUCUUAUCCAUCGAUGUGACCAAUGGAAGACCUCGCAUAAGGCAUCACAAAGGGGGUACCCAUUGUAGCAGAUGUGGUCCAGGUUGGGGCGUAACGAGUCGAUGCGUUCGUGGCCGCGACACAGAGUGCGCAAAAUGUCUACCUGGCACUUAUAGUCCGCAUCACAGCACACAGCCGUGUUGGAUUUGUUCGAGAUGUGGUCCAGGACUUUAUGAAGCUCAUUCCUGUACAUCAAAAACCGAUACGGUCUGCGAUUCCUGCCAUCGAGCUGCUCCCGAUAAUCCGGAUUAUCUUAGGAAAUGCAAAACUCGUGGAAAUUUCUUUUUAGCGCCCGAAGAUGCCGAGGACACUGCCGAAGAAAGUGUCUUGAUAAAUCAAUCCGAUCGGGUAUUUCAUUUCGAGGAUAGACAACAAGAGAUUCUCGAGAAGGACGUUGAAACUGCUGAUUUCCUCGAUGAGCCCAGCGACGAAAAUGAUUUCGAUUAUGAGUCGUCGAAAACUAUGCAAAGGCUUUGAAUCGUUUAACGAAAAGAUAAAAGUAGGAAAACAAAACGAUCGACGAAACGAUCGACGAUUCGUUCUCCUAUACUAGUCAAUUGGGGUUGGCAUGCGUGCCUGCGUGCGUUGGAGUUGCGCGCGUGCGUCGUCUAUAUGUGACGCGCGCGAUUAUACCGAACGCUCUUCCGAGCCGGUAUUUUACUAACGAGAUUAACUCAAAAAAACGCAUCAAUUUUUUUGCACAAGGGCCAUUGACGGGGCACGCUUUGUAUACAGCUCUUUUAUUUUAUUCAUUCUAUUUAAGUACGUACAACACUUGCGGUCGAUCGUAUAAGAAAAUUAUACUACCACAUUGGAAUGCGUAUGCACCAUACUUUCAUCUUGUCUCGCGUCAUUUAUUUAUUUUUUUGUCUUGUCUUAUUUCUUUAAUUAGCAUCGGUAUCUUAACCUCGCGUAGAAAGAACUUCUGCGUGUAUGCACAUAACUAUAUAUAUAGACACGCGUCACACCGAACGUCCAUCUUGUAUAUAGUUACAUAUAUUUCUAACUUUAAUGUUACAAUGAUAGGCGCGUGUGCCUAUAUUUUCAUACGCGAGGUUUCUUUCCAUUAUCUUUCCAUCCAAAGCUUUCGAUUUUAAGAGAACGAAAAGAGCGGGAAACGAGCCCGCUUUUUUCGUGUUUGGAUUUUUAAUUUGCGUCGCACAGCAAUUAAACGUCCCAUAAAUUAAACGUCCCUCUAUAAAUUAUCCAAAGAGCAUCGCUUUGUGUCGCUUACGAUAAAAUGUAAAUUAAAGGCGCGUUGUCGUGGUCGCACCAUUUUUUAUUUUCUUUUUCCUUUUCGAACAAAUUAAAGACGAUUAUUCCAAUGAGCGCUAAAGUAUUCUUCGAUAUCGUAAUUACGAAGUGAUUACGAUAUCGUCGAUUGGGUCUAUGUAUAUAUACAUACUACUACAUAUAUAUAUAUAUAUAUAUAUAUAUAUAUAUAUCAUUAACACACGAGUGUCAUAGAAGAAGGAAAGAUAGACACGAUCGAAGCGAGACGCUUCUUAUUGCUUGUUCAUGGGCAUAGCAAUUUCUCUUAUCGCAAAUAUUAAGUAUCAUUGGUAUGAGAAAAAAGAGCAGAUGCAGUAGAUCGUAGUUUCUAUUCCUAUUUCAUCGUACAUUUGUUUUUCUUUUUUUCAUCUUUCAAUCGUACAUACGUAUACGACAUAUUAUUGCAAAAGUUAACGUGCGCAGCGUCGCUCAAACAUAUUCUCGAGCGUUUCUUUCUUAUUCGUUUGUUCGGUGAUAAGAAUGGGAAGUAGCAUACUUUCUUCCAAGAGAUCGCACGAACGUCCUCAUUGACAGAAAACGCACGGUGUUACGGUUGCUAAGGUACUUCACAUCGAAUAUGCCUAUUAUCUUCUAAUACGUAUUAUCAUCGUCUUUUUAUUUUCUUCGCUUAAAACAUAUUUAAAUUUUAAUCAUUUAUACCUACAUAACUUAUAUAUUAUAAAUAGAGACCUUUUUCGAUCCGCGAUAUAUAUAUAUGUGUGUAUAUAUAUGUAUAUAUAUAUACAUAAUUGUUAAGUAAACGUUUUUCGUGACGCACUAGGUACAAUACAGGAGACGACGUACGUACUAUAUAAAAAGAUAAAAGGAAGAAGAAAAAGAAAAAAUAAAUGGACGUUAUCACCGGCUUUUCAAGCGCGCUCGAAUUCCGACAUAUGCGAAGCAGGCGAAUCUAAUCGGAUAAAGCCAAGUAGAAAAAUUCGUUGUUCCUAUUUACAAAGACUCUGCACUUAAAAGAAAAUAAAAAUAAAAAAAAAGAGAACAAAUAAUUCAAUCGCAUAAUUCACAAAACGAAUCGUACGUACAUACACGUACGAUUAUUUAAUAAUAAAUACAUUUUCUUUUGGCUUGCACGGAAGCGUUCGUAAACAUUCAUUAAAAUUGUAUAGCCAAAAGUCAUUGGUGCUUUUCAAGAGCAUAAUGGGUAUUUUAAUACCCGUAGCUUUUACUUUAUACACGACAAGUCUGUAAAUGUAAAUGUAAACGUACGAUAUGCUAAUAAUAGUAAUAGUAAUAAUAAUAACAAUAAUAAUAAUAAUAAUGAGACGGAUAAUAUCGCAUCGUCGUCUUGCACUCGUCUCUUUGUUAAUUCAUUCUUCGAACGCGAGUUACCAUUCUCAUCAAGAUUUUUAAUAUCGAGUCCUCAUAAAUAUAGUAUAUAUGUAUAUAUAGGAUUUUUAAUGAAAUAUAUUUUCGUUAAUAUUUUUCUUUUUUUCUUGUUAGCCUUUAUAGUUUGGCGUACACCACAUUGGUCUGUCUUCGUAUAAUAGCGUUUUUUCGUACGCUACAUUGUGGACCCAUUUACGCUUUCGGAGUAUUUGGCACGGCACAUUGAUAAUGCUCUCUCGAUAGAUGGAUGGAUGAAUAGAUGGAUGGUUCGAUCGAUUAAUUGUAAUCGACCGAUCCGACGAGAGUGUCUAUCUCUAUAUUUUUCCCUUUCUUCGUUUCACUCGUGUCUUUGCAUAUUCUCUAACUCAUUACGUAUAGCAUACAAGCUGGAGCAAACUAGAAGAAUUAUGUAAAAAGAAGAAAAGUGUCGAGAAAAGAUCAAAAUAAACGUUUCUUCAUUUU